AUGGCAGAGGCUCCUGCAUCGCUAUCGCCCGUGGGUUUGGAGUUGCGCCCGGCGACACAAGCUUCCUUUGACAACACGGUCGCAGCCCAGCGCCCCGUUGCCAUCCGCUCGAUCUCUCUACCCUCGACGGCUGAUGCACCACCGGAACCCAAUGGCCGGUCCCUCAGCACCAGCGCCGCGUCUCCUGAGUCCGGCAGUCGUCCCGCAACUGCUCGCUCAGUGCGCAACCCAAGUCAAAAUGGAGGAUUGACACCGUCUACACCAAGAUGGGAGGAUGAUCGGACAGAGGCGCCCUCAUUGCGCAGUGUUCCCAGCAUUGUCAUCAAUGACAGCUCGCGUCCGAGCUCACGCCCAGGCUCUCGGCCAGGCUCUCGGUGGUCGGAGCGCAAGUGGGGUGGCUUGAGGAAGAGGUCGGAAGAGUUGGAGCGCAAGAUGAGCACGGAGGAGCUUCCGCCUGUGCCUCAGAUCGAGCCGGCGUUCAGUGGGAUUAGCUUGGAUAUACCGACGGGGUCGUUGAGCGGACUGGAUCAGCCUAUGAAGUUCUCCAACCGUGGCAGCCUCAUUAGAGAUCGAUCAAAGCGUCCGUAUCCCGCGUUACCAAAGGACCAGCAACCGAAUGAGCCGUCUGAACCGUGUUCAGCGUCACCAUCAGAGAAGCCAUCUAUCCAGCGGCUUGCAGACAUGACACCAGACCCUACGCCUACAACCUCAACCGGCACCAAUGAUGGAACUGAUGAUGGGAAAAAGAACGGCGCAAAUGGGGUGCCCAAGGUGACGCCACGACCUCCCAGACCACAAAGUACCCUCCGCCCCAGACAGACAAGCCUCCAGAUUAGAGCCAUCUCGGCAGACGAGGAUAUGCUGUCCCGACGCGUUCGGCUCAUGUACGAGAAAGGCGACGAGAAUGUGACUGAUACGGAGGUUGCAAAAGCAAUGGCAGCCGACAAUGGUGUUCUCUGGGAAGAACCAGCUACCCCCAGUGUGGAGACCACUCCGACGCCUACCGCCGAGGUGAACGGAGCAGAAGCGAAGGGCCGAGCCUCUGAAGAAGUGGAGCGUAUCAGGAUGAAGAGGGAAACACAGGAAUUAGCGGGAGGUAUCGAGUAUUGGCAAAAUAUUGGGGCCGGACAAGUGGACCGCUAUGGGUUCAUUCAUGUCCCGACCGAUUCCGCUCCUCACCCUAUCCAAAGAGUGACCACAAGCCUUCUCCUGGCCUCUGAGACACCCCGAAGGAAGCGUUCUAUUCGACCAACGACUGCCCGGGCCAGCACUCGCUCCUUCAGUGCUCGAUCCCCGCCCCGCCACCUCUCUCAAUACUCCGCGAAUGGCCGUCCUUCCUCAUCCGCAAGCACCGUUAGUGCUCCGAUACGACGCUCCACAUCUCGUCUUCGUUCGGCAACCAACCACCUUCCACACAACAGAGACCGCAAGGUCACGGAUGAGGCAGGUGAUAUGCUCACUCUCCCUGUGGAUGCCCCCGAGGAAGGACCAGACACUCCUGCUGCGCGUGCGAUGCGGAGGAAAGAGUGGGAGCGCGAAGACAAGUGGACCAAGAUGGCCAAGCCGACGAAGAAGAGCCGAGAUGGUGGCGGUAUGAGGUUCGAGUUCGAUACGCAUAGCUCCAAGUUGAUUGAGCGGACGUGGAAGGGCAUCCCCGACCGGUGGCGUUCAACAGCCUGGUACUCCUUCCUCGAGGCAAGCGCCAAACGACAUCCGAACAGUCCCUCCGAGGACGAGCUUGUUGAUGCCUUCCACGAAUACCAAUAUCUCUCCUCGCCGGAUGAUGUCCAGAUCGAUAUUGACGUGCCGCGCACUAUUACCAGCCACAUCAUGUUCCGUCGGCGGUAUCGCGGUGGGCAGAGGUUGCUGUUCCGUGUCCUGCACGCCAUGUCAUUAUAUUUCCCUGACACUGGAUAUGUGCAAGGCAUGGCGGCUCUUGCAGCAACGUUACUGGCAUAUUACGACGAGGAGCAUGCGUUCGUCAUGCUCGCCCGACUCUGGCAGUUACGGGGCCUGGAAGAGCUGUAUAAGUCUGGCUUCGCCGGGCUCAUGGAGGCGCUAGACGACUUCGAGCGGGAAUGGCUGGCUGGUGGUGAAGUGGCCUCGAAACUGCACGAAGUCGGAAUCCCUCCUACAGCCUACGGAACCCGUUGGUACCUCACUCUUUUCAACUACUCCAUUCCUUUCCCCGCCCAGCUUCGGGUAUGGGACGUCUUUAUGCUCCUUGGUGACGCGGACGACCUUCCUGCCCCAAGCCGGCCAAACACCUCGUCCGGGAAAAGCAAAAAGGAUACGCCCGCCUCACGCCCCGGCACCUUUGGACAAGGCCUGGAUGUGCUUCACGCCACCUCCGCUGCCCUCAUUGAUGGCAUGCGCGACAUUAUCCUCGAAUCUGAUUUUGAAAAUGGCAUGAAAGUCCUCACCAGUUGGGUCCCAAUCAAGGACAUUGAAAUCUUCAUGCGUGUUGCCAAAACGGAGUGGAAGGUUCACCGUCGCAAGAAGGCGACUUGA
This is a messenger RNA of Penicillium canariense, 2511 nucleotides long. RefSeq names its product putative TBC domain protein. NCBI's taxonomy places the organism in Eukaryota, Fungi, Ascomycota, Eurotiomycetes, Eurotiales, Aspergillaceae. The coding region runs from base 1 to 2511 and encodes 836 amino acids. The transcript is spliced from 2 exons. The record is from RefSeq and is a predicted model, not a curated record.